This is a messenger RNA of Colletotrichum tamarilloi, 930 nucleotides long. Its product is annotated as aromatic prenyltransferase. The transcript has a single exon. The annotation marks the transcript as partial. NCBI's taxonomy places the organism in Eukaryota, Fungi, Ascomycota, Sordariomycetes, Glomerellales, Glomerellaceae. The record is from RefSeq and is a predicted model, not a curated record. Gene Ontology annotation, biological process: alkaloid metabolic process. Gene Ontology annotation, molecular function: transferase activity, transferring alkyl or aryl (other than methyl) groups.
AUGACAGAAACUUAUCAGUCUACCAUUGUCCCCGACGGCAAUCGUGCUACCAAAGAUAUCUCCAACCUCUACAGCAGAGUCGAUCACUCUUUCGCUAUUAAAGGAAAUUUCCAAGGAAAACCACUCGUCUCCUCAUGGGAUCCCACCAUCCAAGAAACUCUCUCCUCGCUUUUACGCUGGACGGGCUCCUACUCAGCCGAGUCGCAGGAGCACUAUCUCAAGUUUGCGCGUGAGGUUGUGGUUCCCCGUCUCAACCCGCCUCGCGCGGCCGACUGGCCGCAUUACAUCGGAACGCACAACCAUGGGCCAUACGAGCUAAGCAUCGCCUUUGCGCCUCAUAAAAAGGCCAAAGUACGGUUUUCAGUACAGCCGCUGGCCGAGAGCCAUGUGGUCGAUGACCCCCUAGGGCAAAAGGAUCUACGAAAGAAAUGUGAAGAUUUCGCGUCUGCAUGCCUUGCAGACCGUGAUCGACUGGAUAACUUUUUCGACUCAAUCUUCCUCACUGAAGAGGAGCAGGCCGGGCUACUUGAGAAGCAUGCUGGUCGCAGUGACGCGGCCGGUGCGCUGCCUCAGCAAAAUUGUUUCGUUGCGUUCGAUCUCGAGCCCGUUGAUAGCGGCAGCCCGGCUGUUAAUAUGAAGCUGUAUUUGUUUCCGCAGCUCAAAGCUCUUGCAACAGGCAAGGACCUACUAGACGUCACAGAGUCCAUUCUGAGACGACUUGCCGGUGGUGAUAAGGAGCUGCUAGCAUCCUGGCAAAUGGUUCGAUCAUUUCUUACCUCUGAUGGCAAGGAUAAUCUCAUACAUUUCCUUGCCAUCGACUGUCUGGGGCCCCAGAUGAAGCCUCGAUUCAAAGUCUACACCCACACACAUGUUAACUCGCUCGCCUCAGCCCGUCGUGUCAUCAAUAUGGGUGGUCGUGUCCCCUCACCG